Myotis lucifugus (little brown bat) is the source of this 9829-nucleotide messenger RNA. It is a transcript of the gene PIK3CA, whose product is annotated as phosphatidylinositol-4,5-bisphosphate 3-kinase catalytic subunit alpha. Lineage: Eukaryota; Metazoa; Chordata; Mammalia; Chiroptera; Vespertilionidae. The record is from RefSeq and is a predicted model, not a curated record. Gene Ontology annotation, cellular component: plasma membrane; cytoplasm; phosphatidylinositol 3-kinase complex, class IA. Gene Ontology annotation, biological process: phosphatidylinositol 3-kinase/protein kinase B signal transduction; phosphatidylinositol-mediated signaling; cell migration. Gene Ontology annotation, molecular function: 1-phosphatidylinositol-4-phosphate 3-kinase activity; 1-phosphatidylinositol-3-kinase activity. The transcript is spliced from 20 exons. The coding region runs from base 974 to 4030 and encodes 1018 amino acids.
CUUUCUUUCUAAGAUCGAGAGCCACUUCUGGUUAGCCGCCGACACGCGGCGGUUAGCCACCGCGCCCCCUUCUCUCGCCGCCGAAGGAGGAAACCUCACUUCCUCUACGGGCAUAACGUGAAUGAACUCACUCCCCGGCUCCCGGUACCCGCCUUUCUGUCUCCCUACCCCAGCCCGCCUGAUGCUCGAGGAAAGCGAUCUGCGACACGCGCGCCGGCCGAGGAUGACACACCACCUCGCCCCUGCAAAAGGCGUCGCGCCCCACCCGCGCGCGCCAGCCAAGCAGCCCCCACGCCGCCCCAACUCCGGGCGGAAAAGCGCGGCGCAGCCGCACCCGCGCGCUGUCACCCGAGGUGCCCACUUCCCCCUCCCGGCCUCAGCACUUUCACUUCCUCCCCGCUGGGCAUCUGCUUCCGGGGCACGGAGGCCCCGCCCCUCCUCGGCUCCAACCCUCCUCAGCCCGAGGAGGGGGGAGGCCAGGGGGUGGGGAUGAGCUCGUUGUUUGUUUACACGAUGUGAGCGGAAAAGGAGACCAAUAAAGUUUAUUCUGGAAACAAAAGGGGAAAAAAAACAGGGGUGACAGAGAAAGGAGACGGGGGCGGGGGCGUGUGGCGGGGGCUCGCCCGGAGAGGCAACGAGAAGGAGAAAGCGGUAGUUCCGGUGCCGCCGCCGCGGCCGCUGAGGUCUCGGGCUGCUGCCGCCGCGGCUGCUGGGGCUGGGGCGGCCGGCGAGGCAGGGCUCGGGCCCGGCCGGGCAGCUCCGGAGCGGCGGGGGAGAGGGGCCCGGAGGCGGGGGCCGCGCCGCCGGCUCUCCUCUCCCUCGGCGCCGCCGCCGCCGCCGCCCGCGGGGCUGGGACCCGAUGCGGCUGGAGCCGCGGAGGCUGGAGCAGCUCCGAGCAUUUCUGCUUUGGGACAGCCACACAUCUAAUUCCUUAAAGUAGUUUUAUAUGUAAAACUUAUAAAGGAUCAGAACAAUGCCUCCAAGACCAUCAUCAGGUGAACUGUGGGGCAUCCACUUGAUGCCCCCAAGAAUCCUAGUAGAAUGUUUACUACCAAAUGGAAUGAUAGUGACUUUAGAAUGCCUCCGUGAGGCUACAUUAGUAACUAUAAAGCAUGAACUAUUUAAAGAAGCAAGAAAGUACCCUCUCCAUCAACUUCUUCAAGAUGAAUCUUCUUACAUUUUCGUAAGUGUUACCCAAGAAGCAGAAAGGGAAGAAUUUUUUGAUGAAACAAGACGACUUUGUGAUCUUCGGCUCUUUCAACCCUUUUUAAAAGUAAUUGAGCCAGUAGGCAACCGUGAAGAAAAGAUCCUCAAUCGAGAAAUUGGCUUUGCUAUCGGCAUGCCAGUGUGUGAAUUUGACAUGGUUAAAGAUCCAGAAGUACAGGACUUCCGAAGAAAUAUUCUGAAUGUUUGUAAAGAAGCUGUGGAUCUUAGGGAUCUUAAUUCACCUCACAGUAGAGCAAUGUAUGUUUAUCCUCCAAAUGUAGAAUCUUCACCAGAAUUGCCAAAACACAUAUAUAAUAAAUUAGAUAAAGGGCAAAUAAUAGUGGUGAUUUGGGUAAUAGUUUCUCCAAAUAAUGACAAGCAGAAGUAUACUCUGAAAAUCAACCAUGAUUAUGUGCCAGAACAAGUAAUUGCUGAAGCAAUCAGGAAAAAAACUCGAAGUAUGUUGCUAUCAUCUGAACAACUAAAACUUUGUGUUCUAGAGUAUCAGGGCAAAUAUAUUUUAAAAGUGUGUGGAUGUGAUGAAUACUUCCUAGAAAAAUAUCCUCUGAGUCAAUAUAAGUAUAUAAGAAGCUGUAUAAUGCUUGGGAGGAUGCCCAAUUUGAUGCUGAUGGCUAAGGAAAGCCUUUACUCGCAGCUGCCAAUGGACUGUUUUACAAUGCCAUCUUAUUCCAGACGCAUCUCCACAGCUACACCAUAUAUGAAUGGAGAAACCUCUACAAAAUCCCUUUGGGGUAUAAAUAGUGCACUCAGAAUAAAAAUUCUUUGUGCAACCUAUGUAAAUGUAAAUAUUCGAGACAUUGACAAGAUCUAUGUUCGAACAGGUAUCUACCAUGGAGGAGAACCCUUAUGUGAUAAUGUGAACACUCAAAGAGUACCUUGUUCCAAUCCUAGGUGGAAUGAAUGGCUGAAUUAUGACAUAUACAUUCCUGAUCUUCCUCGUGCUGCUCGGCUUUGCCUUUCCAUUUGUUCUGUUAAAGGUCGAAAAGGUGCUAAAGAGGAAACCCCAUGCUUAGAGAUGGAGUUUGACUGGUUCAGCAGUAGUGUGGUAAAGUUUCCAGAUAUGUCAGUGAUUGAAGAGCAUGCCAACUGGUCUGUGUCCCGAGAAGCAGGAUUUAGUUAUUCCCAUGCAGGACCGAGUAACAGACUAGCUAGAGACAACGAAUUAAGGGAAAAUGAUAAAGAACAGCUCCGAGCAAUUUGUACCCGAGAUCCUCUCUCUGAAAUCACUGAGCAGGAGAAAGAUUUUCUUUGGAGCCACAGACACUAUUGUGUAACUAUCCCUGAAAUUCUACCCAAAUUGCUUCUGUCUGUUAAAUGGAAUUCUAGAGAUGAAGUAGCUCAGAUGUACUGCUUGGUAAAAGACUGGCCUCCAAUCAAACCCGAACAAGCUAUGGAGCUUCUGGACUGCAACUACCCAGACCCUAUGGUUCGAAGUUUUGCUGUUCGAUGCUUAGAAAAAUAUUUAACAGAUGACAAACUUUCUCAGUAUCUAAUUCAGCUAGUACAGGUCCUAAAAUAUGAACAGUAUUUGGAUAACCUGCUUGUGAGAUUUUUACUCAAAAAAGCGUUGACUAAUCAAAGGAUUGGGCACUUUUUCUUUUGGCAUUUAAAAUCUGAGAUGCACAAUAAAACAGUUAGUCAGAGGUUUGGCCUGCUUUUGGAAUCCUACUGCCGUGCAUGUGGGAUGUAUUUGAAGCACCUGAACAGGCAAGUCGAGGCUAUGGAAAAGCUCAUCAACUUAACUGACAUUCUCAAACAAGAGAAGAAGGAUGAGACUCAAAAGGUACAGAUGAAAUUUUUAGUUGAGCAGAUGCGGCGACCAGAUUUCAUGGAUGCUCUACAGGGCUUUCUAUCUCCUCUAAAUCCUGCUCAUCAAUUAGGGAAUCUCAGGCUUGAAGAGUGUCGAAUUAUGUCCUCUGCAAAAAGGCCACUGUGGUUGAAUUGGGAGAACCCAGACAUCAUGUCAGAGUUACUCUUUCAGAACAAUGAGAUCAUCUUUAAAAAUGGGGAUGAUUUGCGGCAAGAUAUGCUAACACUUCAAAUUAUUCGCAUUAUGGAAAAUAUCUGGCAAAAUCAAGGUCUUGAUCUUCGAAUGUUGCCUUAUGGCUGCCUGUCCAUUGGGGACUGUGUGGGGCUCAUUGAGGUGGUGAGAAACUCUCACACCAUCAUGCAGAUCCAGUGCAAAGGGGGCCUGAAAGGGGCCCUGCAGUUCAACAGCCACACGCUGCACCAGUGGCUCAAGGACAAGAACAAAGGGGAAAUAUAUGAUGCAGCCAUUGAUCUGUUUACACGUUCAUGUGCUGGAUAUUGUGUCGCUACCUUCAUUUUGGGAAUUGGAGAUCGUCACAAUAGCAACAUCAUGGUUAAAGAUGAUGGACAACUGUUCCAUAUAGAUUUUGGACACUUUUUGGAUCACAAGAAGAAAAAAUUUGGUUAUAAACGAGAACGUGUGCCAUUUGUUUUGACACAAGAUUUCUUAAUAGUGAUUAGUAAAGGAGCCCAGGAAUGCACCAAGACAAGAGAAUUUGAGAGGUUUCAGGAGAUGUGUUACAAAGCUUAUCUAGCUAUCCGGCAGCAUGCCAAUCUCUUCAUAAAUCUUUUCUCAAUGAUGCUUGGCUCUGGGAUGCCAGAACUACAAUCUUUUGAUGAUAUUGCAUACAUUCGAAAGACCCUAGCUUUAGAUAAAACUGAGCAAGAGGCUUUGGAAUAUUUCAUGAAACAAAUGAAUGAUGCACAUCAUGGUGGCUGGACAACAAAAAUGGAUUGGAUCUUCCACACAAUUAAGCAGCAUGCUUUGAACUGAAUGAUCACUAAGAAAUUGAAAGCUCGAUAUUGGAUUCUAGUCUGCACUGUUAAUAACUGUCAACAGGCAAAGACUGAUUGCAUAGGAAUUGCACAAUCCAAGAACAGCAUUAGAAUUUACAGCAAGAACAGAAAUAAAAUACUAUAUAAUUUAAAUAAUGCAAAUGCAAACAGGGUUUGAUAGCACUAAACUAGUUCAUUUCAAAAUUAAGCUUUAGAAUAAUGCGCAAUUUAAUGUUAUGCCUUAAGUCCAAAAAGGUAAACUUUGAAGAUUGUUUGUAUCUUUUUUUAAAAAACAAAACAAACAAAAAAAACCCAAAAUAUAUAGAAAUGAUGGAGAAGGAAAAAGAAUGAUGCUCUUUUUUGUCUUGCAAAUGUUCUAUGUUAUGAAAUGUGGACACGCAAAGUCUAUUAUUGCAUUAGGUCCAGAUAAACUGGAGUUUGAUGUUAAAUUACAUUAAGAUGGGAAAUAAUGAAAUUUCUUAUUUUUUUUCAUUGCUGUUCAACUUAUAGUUUGAAGUGGGUUUUUGACUCCUUGUUUAAUGAAGAAAAAUGCUUGGGGUGGAAGGGACUCUUGAGAUUUCACCAGAGACUUUUCUUUCUUAAUCAAACCUUUUAAUGAUUUGGGGUCUUAUCUGCAAAGUUUUGGAAGCAGUCACAAAUGAGACCUGUUAUAGGGUGGCUUUUGGGUUUUUUCUGGACAGUAUUUGCAAGAAUCUGAUUCUUAUUUCCCAGGGAAAUUCUGGGAGCCCAUAAAGUAAAAUAAUCAUAGAGAAAGAAUGAGCAGGAAUAGUUCCUGCUUCAGAAUUGUACAGUAUUCACCUUAAGUUGAUUUUUUUCCUCCUUUUGCAAUUGAUGAAUUGAAUACAUUUUUCAUGCAUGUUUUCCAGAAAAAUAGAAGUGAGUAUUAAUGUUAUUAAAAAGAUUAUUUUUUUUAUUAAAGGCUAUUUAUAUUAUAGAAACUAUCAUUAAUAUAUAUUCUUUAUUUCAUGAUCUGUCCCAUAGUCAUGCAUUGUUUUGCACCCCAAAUUUUUUAUUGUUCAUAUCAGCAAUGGUCAGCUCUUCUCUUGGUCUUUGGAGAAGGCUCAGGCACUAUCCCAUUUAUACCAAUACUAGUGAAUAACUACUUAAAGAAAACAGAUUAAAGUUUAUCCUUUUUUUUCUUUCUCUUUUUACAUGAAUCCCCCAUCUUCCAUCCUCUUUUAUAGUUCAGAAUGCCUCAAUGGUAUGAAAUUAGUUACCAAAAUUAAUACAAUUUAGAGUAUCUUCCUGAUUGCUUAAACCUCUACAGAGGUAUGCUUAUGAAUAAUACUUUAUAAUAUGGGGAAAUAGAAACCAUGAACUUUUUACCAUUGUAGGCUAUUUAUCCAAUAUCUCAAUAAUAAAAGCAGGAUUAUGUCCCAUUUCCAAGUGGUCAGGGCUCACUCUCCAGAGAACUUCAUUAAAUUGCAGUUGAGCACAGGAUACAUUCUUAAACAUUUUGAAAAACAUUAACCCAAGAUGUAGGGGCUAAGGCUAGUCAUCACUCCAGAAUCUGAUAUUUUACUCAGUAUUUGAAAUGAAUGAUUAAUUCCCUAGGAAAUAGUUUUAGCAAAUGUUCAGGUGCCACACCAGAGAAAGUGCAAUAAUUUACUGACAGUUUUCUAGAUUAGGCAUAUUAUUGGAAUACAACUUUAUAAAGAGCACACAUUGUAUACUCUAGUGAAACAGCAUCACUAAAAAAUCUUCACUUAUGAAAUCAGUUACCUAUAGUCUUGAAUAGUGAACAAGGACUCUAAUACAAAUACUCUUAAUAUUUGGCUAUUUUAGAACCCUUAAAGGGUGUAAUUAUUGAAGAUUUAGGUACUUCACUAAGGCAUGUAUAUAAUAUUGCCAACAGGAAAAAUAAAUUUGAAGAUUAGGGGAACUUAUUUCUCUAAACUGUUUUGGAAUAGUUCAGAAGAAUUUAAACUCUAUUAAGCAGGAAAACAAUCUAUUCUUUUGCAGAAGAUUUCAUAACUUAUUAAAACUUCAUCAUUCAUAUUUUGUGUCUUAGAUCUAUUCAGUUAUAAUACAUACUACCAUCCCAGUCUUUUCUGUAUCAGGAAUUGAUUACAGGAAAACUCACUGAAAUGAUACAAGUCUGAGACUCUGUUGGUGGAAAGUGAAGUUUUAACAGAGAACCAACCGUGUUUUACCUGAGUGCCAAAAAAGCUUUGAGCUUCCUUGCACAGAAUUUAUACAAUUUUUGCUCUUUCCACAUUAAUUCAGUUAGUCCACUUUCCCUGGGACCUCUCCACCAUUAAAACACAUGCCACAUACCAUAUUUCAUCAUUGACAUUUAUUUUCAAGAGUUAUUACAACCAAAUUAAGUCUGUUUGAGAGGUUUAAACACAUUUUAUAAAGAAUAGAGAUUAAGUGAUCUAGCUAAAAGCAAAGUAAAUAUUAAACAAAUCCAAGCAGAGUUUAGGCAAACAGCAUUAAAAAUAAGAAAAAAGGGACAGGUGGUUCUCAGAAGACAAAGAACCAAAAACUGAAUUAAAUGCUAUAUGGGAGACUAGGCUGUUUUAAAUUAUGACAACAUAGUUGCUUCCAGGUACUUUAGUAUCAGAGAUCAAUUCCAAUUGAUCACUCCCUAUGGCCAGCCAUACGUCAUUGAAUGUGGUAUAACUAACUAUUGGCUCUACAGUUUCAUUUGGUCACUUGAGCAAUAUUUCCUUCAAUGACUAUUUUGGAGGGGGGAGGAGCAGGUUUAAAGAAAGUAAGACCUAAUUUUAAACACAUUCUAGCAAGAAAUAACCCACUGUUCGAAAGUCAUGCUUUAACUUUUUGUUACAUUCUCAGCUAUACAAAAUUGUGUAUUUUAAAAUUUUUUACACUGCUGUUAAUUUGAAAUCUGUUAAUCAUAUUGUGGAAUUUGGUGUGUUUUUUUAAAAGAUGUUUCUAAUUGGAUUUUUUAAUCAAGAAUGGAAUUUGGUCUCUAUUUUCUGAUAGAACCUAAGCUUUUUGUGGUUCUUAGUGUCCUGUGUAAAACUUAGUGUCAAAGUAAUCAACUUUGAGGUUUUCCCUUCUACUCUGCUUUAUAUUACAAGCCCUUUAGGAAAUGGAACCUGGUGAAUAUACAAUGAAUUGUAAAAUAUUUUAAUGUGUAACUUUUUCAACUGUGAAACUAUGACUAUUGGUUUUUUGAUGAAAACAACUGCUGAUAAAGUAUUUUGUGUAAAGUGUAGUUCUUAUUAGUCAGGAAAAUAAUCAAUGACUUGAUUAGAAUGUAUAUACCCUCUUGGAUUUUAUUUUAAGUGGAUUGGUAAUUUUCACAUAGGUAAAACACAGUCCAACUGUAUUUUUUCCAUCAAAAGCUGUGUGAUUUGGCAUUCUUAAAAAAUUAUAAGCAGCCCAUCUAUUCUAAAGGCACCAUGGAAAUUUCAUAGCAUAUAAACCUGAAUUUGUUUCUUAAUGAUUUUGUAAAUCCAUUUAAUUCAUAUUCUGGCUAUUGCCUAUGCUUGCCAGCUCUUUGGAGAAAUUUAAUUCCUAGCAUUAGUUUAAAGCCAGCAGGUUAACUCUUUGUGAAUGUUAUAAAGUUCCUUUUGUUUCAUUGCCUGCACCAACAGCAGACCUGGGCUGGACCCACACACUCAGAAUCCACCUUAAAAAAUUAAUUUUGAUGUCCAGGACAUCACUGUAGUAUUUCAAUUGAAAGGCCAUAUAUGGUGUUAAUGGAUUGUGGUGCUUCUACUAUUUAAAAACAACUUUCAUACUUCAGAUGUGUUUGAGAAGAGGGGAAUCGGGGGUGAGGGGGGUACAAAACAGGGAGGAGUUGUUUGAAUGAAUUACAUUCUUCAUAUCCUGCUCAGAUGUGGCAUGAAAGAAGGCUGAAAGUUGUGAGAAUAUAUUGUGCAUACCACAAGGGAAUUAACCCUUCAUCAAGGAUGGGAUUGUGAAGGCUGAACUAUAAGAUUCAGCAUUGACAGGAUACUCAGAUAAUCAUUCUUGGUGACAGAAUAAUACAGCUGGGCUGUUUUUUUUAAAUAUAGACACAAACCAUUUUUAUUUUUUAAUUAUUACAUUAAAAAUUGUAAAUGAAUCUUAUGUGCCAUGGCCUGGAAAGCCUUUUUUCUUUUCUGUUAAACGUUAUGUUCACUUUCUGAAAAGACUAGGGCUUAGCUCAAGAUAACUGUGGUCCUGAUAAAAUUAGAUUGGUAACUCUACCUCAGAAGGUUAAUAAGGAAAUAAAAUAGAUGAGUCACAAUCCAAUACUUUAGGCUCUGAUAUUACCGAAAUUUGCAGAGCACUGUAUUUGAGAUUUAUAGUCAGAGUUGGCAUGCCUUGUUUUUAAUGGCAUUGGAGACAUUAAGAAAAAAAAUAUUGGUUAAAAAUUUAAUCAUUGCUCCAGCCAUUUGGCAAAGGCAUAGUGCUAGGAGGUUCAUGGUACUAGGUUCUUGAAUUUGAUAUUUAAAAUUAGUUGUGUUCUCUUUUCUUAAUUAUUAGUGAAAUUAGUGUGUGUAUAUGUGCACACAUUUCUAUUUGUAUACACUCUGCUUGCUAGUUCUAGUCAAGAGGCAUCUUUUAUAAAAGAUGUAAACAUCCAGGUUCUAAAAUUCAGAAGAGUUUAGAAUUUAUUAGGAGUUUCCCAAGUUGGGAUGGUAGUUUUUAAAUAAGCUUAUUUCAUUCAAGUAUUCCACUUGAUUAAAGUUUUGCACUUCUUUUUUAUCAAUGCAGCGCCAUUCCUUUUGCUUAGAUAUGUUAAUAUUACAGCCAUGCUGGCUAGCAUAUAGUGACAGUUAUGAGCCAUCAGGAAAUUUUCUGACUUAAUUUUUACACAAUUACAUAUAAGUUUCAACAGGGAGGGGAAAAAAACUAUUGAAUAAAAGCAGUCCCUUUUACAUUUAGUAUAGUUGGGUAACUGAUUUUCACUACUAACCAUAGACUCCAUUCCACAAGUUGGUAAGUAUGGAAAGGGGCUUUUUAAACGUACUUUGUAAGCUAUUCAGGUCUAUGAAUCUAUCUGAAAUCAUAUUUAAUUUGUCACUACAAUAAUUUUGUGGUUAUGCUAAGAGACAUGUACAUUUUUUAAGUGAAAAAUUUUUGUUAAUACUUCUAAGUUAGGAAGGAGGCAGAAAACCAACUUGGAUAUUUUCUCAAAAUAUCUUUAAUAAGACUGAACUCCUUAAUUCUAGUGUAAAUUUCCAAAUGUGGUCAUUAUCUAUUGAUUUCAUAAGUAACGGCCCCUUACCAGAUUUAAUUUAUGUUCCUAUGAGUGGUCAGUGAAGUUGGCCUUCCUCUGAUUUCAAAUGCAAUCAAUGGUUUUAAUAUGAUUUUGUCCUUGUACUUAAGUUGAAUAAAACCUAAAAGAAUGUGUCCUUUUGGAACAUAACACUUUAACAGCUUGGGGAAUGUGGCACUACCAAACGACUACUAACCCAUCAAAUGUUGACUUUGGGAAUUUUAAAAAUAGCUCCUACCACCCUUUUAGCCCCACUUAUUGUAGCAAAUCGAUCUCACUCUAUUUUGUCAUUCAAUGAAUUGAAGUCCUGUGGUAUAUAUACUACAUUCGUUAGGAGAAAAAUGUUUUUAAAUGUUCUUUUAAUGAUGGCCCAAAAAGUAUUUGACACAGCAAGGUGCAUGUGUUAUUGUACUGAGAAUAUAGAAUAAUAGUGUCACUAAAUUUAAGACCUCUUCCCAGUCUUGCUGUUCCUAGCAAGAAGCUUGGCCUGUGACUGCACUUAUGUUUGUGCUCAUCAGAAACUGUCAAUGUCUGCUUUUCUUUAACUUCGUAGUCUGUAACAUCACACUGUUUAUUAAAAAAAGAAAAUUACUUUGA